UAAAGUUUCCAACAAAAUAAAUUUAUCAGUAUGUGGUGCAACCGAUUUGUACGGUUUUCUCCAUAAAUUAAAAUAUUUGUGAGCAUUCAAUGUUUCGUUAGUUUUAAAAAAUGAUAGCGAUGUACAAGAAAAGAGCCGGGACCACGGAUUACGGCUCAGAAUACGAAAAACUGACAAUUGCAAAUUUGGUGUUACGUCUCGUCAGCGAUGCCAACCUAAAGAAUUUUUCUGUGUCUUCUGGUGACGAAAAGUUUGACAGGUUUGACGAUGUCGUGGUCGAAACCGAAACCCUCGACGAUAUUACGACCACGUUUGCCUUACAACUAGUCCACUCAGAAAGAAAUGUGUUGAGUUUAAAGCACCUACAGGUUCCAAAAGGCAACUUCAGCCUAAAAGAAUUUUUCCGGUCUUUUCAACGCACACAAACACUGGCGAACAAGUUCAUACUUUACACCAACCGCAAAAUGAACAUCGAAGACAACACGGAAUUUUGUCUAGACGGAGAAGAUUUUUUUAUCAAGAUAUCAAGAAUUAGUCCUGAAGUCAGCAUUCUGGGUGAGUCCGGGUGUUGUUUCAAGUUCAGUGUCGUCGACGAAACUGACACCAUAUCGGACAAAAUUUGGGAAUACAAGAGGUUUUUCGAACGAUUUUACUUAUACGCUAGUCAAAAUAACGCGAAACAACUACAAGUAAACACUGCCAACACGUUCCAGAAAACCUUCUCAGCUGACGAAACCGAAUAUUCCAACUACUUGAAGACAAUAGCCGAAUGGAACUUACUAACCGGGAGAAAACACAAGUUGACGAAAAAGUGGGCCCAACGGGUAAUAGCACUCCAGAUUUUGUCUUCUAGAAUGCACCCGCUGUGUUUCGACCACACGGAUGAAGACCUCCACGAAAAAGAAAAAAAACUGAUCAUGAGGGAGGCAAUUUCCUCGUUUGAUAUCACGGUUUUUGACAGGCAGUCCUACCAUAGGUUGAAAAUGCUAUGGAACGAAUAUCAAAGUCGCUUGAUAGACGAAAGAGAAGCGCAGGAAUUGAUAAGAAUGUACCAGCUUUGCUCAGGUGGUACUAUCAACGACUUGAACUCGAAAGGGUGGAGCGAGCUGUUGUGGUUAAUGGGUAAAUGUCCCUUGAUUGUAACCCUUGACGAAACUGUCCACAAAGCGCUUGAGUUAUGCAAAAGUGAAAAGUUUGUGUUAUUUCACGAACACUCAGAAAAUUUUCUCGAAAGUAGGUCGAUUUUUCGCAAUUUGGGGGAUUUAAAGACGGUUUCGACUAGCAUUUUCGAUUAUUUUACAUUUAGGUUUACUUGUUUCUUGCAAGGGAAAAGAGAGGUCGGGUUGAGGGCGUUGGGGGAAGACAAUGAGGAAUUUUGGCGGCUGAUAAAGACAGACGAUUUGUUGACGAUGAUGGAUGAACCACUCCACAUAGGAGACGUAGAAGAAGUUCUUCCUGAACCUUACAUACCAAGACAUGUGUGGCAAGAUGUCAUUGACAUGACCUAUCUAGAUUCUAUGGGCGAUAUUGUCGUCGUCAUUGAUAGCGUUGAAGAUCAAGAACAAAUCAGAACUAGAUUAAAACGUGAAGAUCUUAACUACGUCGAUAUGAGUUUGCACGAAGAUGAAGAGAAACAACCAGUUGGGGGUCCUACCAUAUACUUCAGCAACAACGCAGUGAGUGUCAACGACUUUGACAAAAUUCGUAGCAGUUGUGUUAAAGAUUGUCAUCACUUUAGAGUCACUUACGACCAAAAUCUAAUUUUGAUUCGAAGCACAGGUGAUGUUAGAAAUUUGGAAAAGUAUAAACUAAAACCACGUGAAAUUAAAGAAACAACACUGUGGUCAAUGCAACUUGAAAAUACCGUCAACGUGAUAAUCGGAGACUCGGGAAGCGGAAAAACGGCUUUGGUCAAAAAUUUUAAAGACAAUUGCCCUUGUCAAUUCUGGAUUGUUAUUUUGACCCCAGAAGACGUCUAUCUAUUUCUGAAAUCGAUUAAAGAUAGCAAGAAAGAUUUGACACGGGAUUUUUACCAUUACCUUGUGAGUGUGAAAUAUAGAAGACUGGAUGAGAACGGCAAAAAUUUUUUUCGGUUGUUUUUUGAGCAAAACAACGUGGUUUACGUUUGGGACGCCUUAGAUGAAAUUUCGAACGAGGGUUUGGAAAUGGUCACAAACCUGAUUUUUCAACUGUGUCGUUCCAGUCGUGCACAGUCGGUUACGAGUCGAAGCCACUUAAAAACGUUUCUAGAAACGAAGUUUAAAGUACUUUCGCUGAGUCUAACGGAGUUGAAUCAGGAAGACCAGCAUCUCUAUAUAAGGAAGCGUCUAGAAUAUUUUAGAUCAGAAGAAGAGGUUGACAAAGUAAUAGCCAAGAUUCGAUUUUCGCUUCUAUGUAGUGACAUUCUAAAGCUCCCUUUGCUGCUGUUUAUGUUUACGGAAGUGUUACGUGACAACGCAGACAAAGACCUGUCACAUUUUAACAUCAACACCCUAUACGAGUCUUUCGUAAACGAGAAGCUGAAUUUAUAUUUCUCCGACAAAAUAAACAUUGCUUCGGCUAGAUUCCUAAUGGAUAAAAUGAUAAUGCAAGUCAAGCAAUCAAUACUAGAUUCUUACGAAAAAAUAGCACUGAAAGUAUUGUUCAACGAAGAUUUCCAAAAGAUCGACGACAAAUUGGAGAAAAAUUUUGACAUGGCUUUUUCUGUUGGAAUAAUCGAAAGCAUUCAAGACCAAGUACCGAGGUUCUACCACGACUCGUUUGCAGCGUAUUUCGCGGCCGUUCACUUUGCAAAAAAUCUACACCUGGUGGAGAAAAUCAGGCACAAAUUCUUCCAACCCAAAUACACCACUAUGAGAAUUUUCUUCGACAAUAUAUUAGCCGAAAAUUGCUUGCCACACUUAGCCAUAAUAUCGAAAAAUGUCGACUUAUUAUUGGACUACAGUACUCGACAAAAAAUUAGUUACCUAGACCGAGGAGGGCGUACUGCUUUGCAUUUGGCCUGCUCCUGGGGCCAGCGACACCCUACUCUAGAAAUCACAGAAACCGCUGGAACUUUCACUGUCAAUGCGGCAAAAGCUAUCACUGUGAUACCCGAAUCAGAAGAAUACGUCAAAAUGGUUGCUUUGUUGUUACAAGAGUGCGACGUUUCUCAAAAAGACGAAAUAUUCAAGAUGACAGCUCUAGAGUACGCCCAUGCCAGUGAAUGUUUGAAGGAGGAACUUAUGGUGAUGGAGAGACAAGGAAAGGGGUUUUCGGAAUUAAAACAUGGUGUUGGUUAUGUGGUGAGCACCCUGUAUUACUCGGCGGCGCUUGGUUACUGCGAACCAUUUAGCAAUUUUUUUUUGGGACGGUACCACCGGAAGAAUAUUGUCGGGGCAAAAGACGUGACAGGUUUGACUUUGUCGAAGAUAGCUUCCCAGCGUGGACACCAAGCGAUUGCUGAUUUUCUAGAAGAAGGUGAGGCCGAAAUGAGUAAGGGUGGAGAUCGGAAAAAAAGCAUGAUGCAGCGGAUUUUCGAAACUUUCUUCUAAACGCUACUUGCUUUGAAUUCUUGAAGUCUGUGAUAGAUUGAGAAAAUUAGUAUGUGUUGAAGAUAUUUUUGGUUGUGAAAUUUUCUAUGUAUGUACACUUAAAUACUGUUGUUACGAUUAAAAUUUUCGUCGUCUGGUAAUAAUAAUAU
Zophobas morio is the source of this 3682-nucleotide messenger RNA. RefSeq lists its product as uncharacterized. The coding region runs from base 111 to 3533 and encodes 1140 amino acids. The record is from RefSeq and is a predicted model, not a curated record. The transcript is spliced from 2 exons. Lineage: Eukaryota; Metazoa; Arthropoda; Insecta; Coleoptera; Tenebrionidae.